This is a messenger RNA of Gongylonema pulchrum, 360 nucleotides long. The record is from the annotation of a GenBank genome assembly. Lineage: Eukaryota; Metazoa; Nematoda; Chromadorea; Rhabditida; Gongylonematidae.
GGUUAUGAAGAUAUGUAUGGUUAUGCAGCACCUCCAGCUGGCUAUGGUUAUGGCUAUGAUCCGUACGGUUUUGGUCCAGAUCCAUAUGGUUAUGGUUAUGGUGCGCCGCCAAUGCGUGGAGGUCGAGGUGGCAUGCCGGCAUGUUUUUUGAUGAUGAUGAGGAUGUUGACAAAUUUUGGAGCUGGUUUUUUACCCCGAGGUUCGGCAGGCCGAGGCCGUGGUACCAGCGGACGAGGUGGCCGUGGCGGAACAGCACCCAGAGGAGCUAAAAGACCUGGAGAUGGUGCCGGGGGUCCUGCAUCAAAACGAGAGUUUGGCGGCGAUGACUUUUCGGCCGAUGUUAAUAUGAGCUCAUUUUAG